Octopus sinensis (East Asian common octopus) is the source of this 1594-nucleotide messenger RNA. Its product is annotated as replication protein A 70 kDa DNA-binding subunit-like. The transcript is spliced from 3 exons. Gene Ontology annotation, molecular function: DNA binding. Bases 629 to 1594 code for a protein of 321 amino acids. Lineage: Eukaryota; Metazoa; Mollusca; Cephalopoda; Octopoda; Octopodidae. The record is from RefSeq and is a predicted model, not a curated record. Gene Ontology annotation, cellular component: nucleus. Gene Ontology annotation, biological process: DNA replication; DNA repair; DNA recombination.
CUGUCUAGUGGUGCCAUAGAAAAAAUAUUCAGAGGCGAGAAAGUCCAGAAUCCAAUCUUACAGGUAUUUGGACACAAAAAAAUUAUAUCAACGGAAUCUAACUCAGCCGAACGUUACCGUCUGUUAAUAUCCGACGGAGUGAACCACUUUUCAUCAGUAAUGCUAAGCACUCAACAAAGCCACCUCAUCACCGAAAACAGACUUUCCCCAAAUUCUAUAAUAAAAGUCGAGAACUAUCAACUAACAAGUGUCGGAACAGACAAACAUAUUCUAAUUCUAUUCGAACUUGCCAUUCUAAGUCCACAAGACCAAGUCCUGCAGAGAAUCGGGGACCCAACCCCCUUUAAAAUAUCAGAUAUCCACCAAAAACGACAACCAACAGUCCCUUCCCCUCAAAAAUCAAAUCCACCCACAAAAAGACCAUGUUUCCCCCAAUCCCCCACAGUGGUGGAGAGUAAAGUCCAUUCAAUCAACAGUCUCAACCCAUAUCAAACCAAAUGGAUGAUCCGAGCGAGAGUAACUCAAAAAAGUGACAUCAAAACGUGGUCUAAUUCGAGAGGGGAAGGAAAAUUAUUCUCAAUGACACUCACAGACGAAUCUGGGGAGAUCAGAGCCACGGCAUUCAACGAUGAAUGUGAUCGGUUUCCUCUAUUUUUAUUAUUUCAGUAUUUUCCCCCUUUGUGAGACAGGGCAGAUUUAUUUUAUAUCAAAGGCUAGUCUAAAAGUGGCCAAUAAACAAUAUUCUUCACUUCCGAAUGACUAUGAGAUGACAUUUACACGGGAAACUCAGGCAGGUUCUGUGGUGACUGUUACUCUUUGGGGGGAACAGGCUGAGAGGUUUGUGGUCACCGAGGAGGCCCCACACCCCACAGUGGCUAUAAAAGGUGCCCGACUGUCCAAUUUUAAUGGCUGUUCGCUCAAUACUAGCACGAAUAGUACGGUUAUCUUUCACCCGGAGCGUCGGGAUGCAUAUAAGCUGGCGGGGUGGUAUUUACGUGGAGGAUCAGAAAUUGAGUUUUCGAAUCUGGCAGGAAAAGAAGACCAAAUUGCACCGCGUACUGUGAAUUGGAAGACAUUUGGGGAAUGUGGAGGGGAAAGUGUGGAUGGGAAUACAGCGGAGUAUUACACAGUCAAGGCAUCGGUUGUGUUCUUGCGGAAGGAAACGUGUGUUUAUUUGGCUUGUCCGUCUGAGGAUUGUAACAAGAAAUUGGUAGAGCAGGGCAAUGGGGUGUAUCGAUGUGAAAAGUGUCAGAAGGAUUGGCCCAAAUACAAGCGUCGGUUUAUGCUGCAGAUUCAUCUGGCGGAUCACACGGAUAGUCAGUGGGUGACAUGUUUCCAUAGUAUGGCCGAAAAGAUGUUGGGUUGUAAGAUGGAAGAGAUUAUUGACCCCAAUGAUCCCACGGGGAGUGGGACACGGGACAUAGAAGAUGUUAUUCAGCAGAUUAUGUUUAAUUCCUAUGUCUUCAGAAUGAGGUCAAAGAUGGAGGUCUUCAAUUACGAGAGUAGACUCAAAUCGACGAUUUUUUCUGUUGAUAGUCUCGACUACAUUUCGUACACAAAACAUCUUAUUUCACAGAUUCAGGCUUUUAAUUAG